This is a messenger RNA of Polistes canadensis, 531 nucleotides long. RefSeq lists its product as uncharacterized. The transcript has 5 exons. Lineage: Eukaryota; Metazoa; Arthropoda; Insecta; Hymenoptera; Vespidae. The coding region runs from base 1 to 366 and encodes 121 amino acids. The record is from RefSeq and is a predicted model, not a curated record.
AUGUGGACAUCUUCAGGAUGCACAUCCCUCGUGGGUCUUCAGAAGCGGUUACCUCCUCGUGAUACCAGGGCUAGUCUAAAAUUGUUGAAAUUCAACUUGGGAUCUAUUCCUAUAAAAGCUAAGAUUUCUUGUAAGAAAGCAUCAGUUCAGUUUCUCAGAGCUUUCUCUAAGCAACAACAAGAACCACAUCUUCAGGUUAACCUCAAAAAAACACAUCAUUCAAAAUGGUUGCCAUUCGUUUUGUUCUCGCCAUCUUCUUCGUUGUUUCCAUCCUUGUGUUUGCCGUUGAGGCUGGAUACAAAAAACCACCCUUCAAUGGUAGCAUUUUUGGAAAACGAUCCAACUCCGAAUCUGAUGCCGAAGUAGUCAACCGUGCACUUUCGGCAAUGUGCGAAAUUGCCAGCGAAGCUUGCAACGCCUGGUUAUCCAGAUAAACAGGAAUAAUCAAUAACUAAUUAUAACUUGCUUCUAAUCAACAUGAUCUUCUUUAUGUAAAAAUCUGAAUAAAUGUAAUCAUCUACUAACACAAUA